This is a messenger RNA of Gigantopelta aegis, 2181 nucleotides long. RefSeq lists its product as uncharacterized. NCBI's taxonomy places the organism in Eukaryota, Metazoa, Mollusca, Gastropoda, Neomphalida, Peltospiridae. The transcript is spliced from 13 exons. The coding region runs from base 855 to 1769 and encodes 304 amino acids. Gene Ontology annotation, molecular function: calcium ion binding. The record is from RefSeq and is a predicted model, not a curated record.
ACGUGCAUCUCGUAAAAUAUAACACUCAACGCUAAUCACCGUAACCACACAGGUACUAAAACGAGAGAUAAUGAAUUGGUAGUGGUUGUGGUGGUUGUUGUGGAUGUGGUGGUGGCGGGAGGGGAUUGAGAAAAAGUAAGGGUUACAAAAAAAAAGAAGAGACAAAUCAAAGGGGCAACUUUCAGUAGUGCACGUUACAACUUGUAUAACGACCAAGUUAACUACAAUCCGUGUACGUGUACGAGUCGCUAUACGGCUAUAUACCAGUACACGUACACGUAUAGCUUGGGAAUCGCGGCGUGCCUAGUAUGGUUGUUAGAUGACUUAUAGGUCCACGACUGCUGGGUGAGCGGUGUUACUUCUGGGACCAGUGUCGGCGCAUCGACCAGGCGAGCGAUUGUCACAGACUGGUCAUAUGUGGAUGUUCCCGGGGCCGCUUCAUACAUAGAAACAGAACAGCGUGUGUAAAAGUGCCAACAAAACUGUAUAAUUCGUGCGGUUACAACAGUCACUGCGACAGAGCUGUCGGGAACAGCGUGUGCGUCAACGAUGUGUGCGUGUGCAAAACUGGCUUCUUCGCCCUGGUCAACGACACAACGUGCCAACCAUAUCCGAAGCGGAUAGGCGACCUCUGCGUUUCAAAGGCCCACUGUACCCAGGUUGUGGAGCACAGUACUUGUGCCCGGAACCGGACAUGUUCGUGCGUUUACGGAUUUCAAAAUAUUGUCAACGGAACUCGUUGUGUUGAAAGGAUCCGAAUUCCCCAUUUCGUUCUUUCACUCCCGCCGGCUGAGAAGAGAUGUAACGAGGCUAACCCGUUUGUCUGCGGUAACGAUACGAACAUCCGCUGUGUGAUGCAGCGAGACCGCAAGUACGGAUUGUGUCAGUGUAAGGCGGGCUUUGUACUGACGUCAGACCAGCUAGAGUGUCAAGAGUGUCAGAGUUAUGUGGUAAUAAUGAACGUGACCCUGAGAGCAGGCCGUUACGAAUACCUCCCUCUACUGUUCAGACGACACUUCACGCAAAACACGUCUUCCUUGUACUUGAAGAUGGUCAAGCGAUUGACACUACUUGGGCUUGACAAAGCACUUGGACCUACGUCACUUGGCGGGAAAUACCUGACGAGCGAAAUAUUACACUUUUCAAAUAACAACCCCGGACUCAGAGUUACCGCCCUUGUACAUGUGGCAUCAGAGCGCUACAACCCCAUGCCUCCAGAUUUAAUUUGGAAUCAUCUAAAUGAGACUUUCUACAGGUCGAAUGGUGAAAUUGGAGAGAGUCGACUGAAACUGGAAAAGCCAUUUGAUGAAAAGCUGUUUGUUGAUGAUUUCGACGAGUGUGCGUACGACGCCUACAACGACUGCUCGGACAGGGCCUACUGCAUCAACACCAUGGCCAGCUUCAUGUGCAUCUGUCGACCCGUCUUCGACGACGUCAGCAAACAGAGGCCGCGGAGACUGGGUCGAACCUGCGUCGAAUCUACCACGGCGGCAGCUUACAGUGAAGGGUGUGGUGAUGGUGACUGCAGGACAAACUGGGAAUUUGUUGGGCUCACUCUCGCAGUCUUGUUCCUGGUUCUGUUUGCUCUCAUCACCUAUGAGAUCAUACAUCGUAAACGUCAGCUUUCGGCAAGGGACGCAUACAGACGAUUCGGACGGGCCACUAGACAACGCAUUCAGAAACUGAGAAGAAAGAGUUUUGCCAGGACCAGUAAAAUGAAGGGAGGAAAACACAUCGAAGAAGACAAGGCAGAAGAUGACAGUGAUUAGUAGAAUACACCAGCUACUUAAAAUGCCUACUUGAUGGUUGAAUCGACAGUCGUCUGAAAAUUUGCGCCAAAACACAUUAGUCGAUGUUAACUUUUAUCUUUUUAAUUUUUAUAUUAAUGUGAUCAUCAAUUCAUUCAGGCGCGGUUCCAAGGGGAGGGUGAUGUGGGGGUGCGCACCUCACCUUCGAAAAUUCAUAGUGUCGCUCUGUCUCGGAAAAUCGAGUAUUAGUAGAUAAAAAAGGAUGGAUGUUUAACGAAACCCCAAUUUAUUUAGUUUCAGUAUGGAUCGUGUAAUAAAGUUUGUUUUGUUUAAUCAUCGGCUAUUGGAUGUCAAACGUAAAGUCAUUUUGACACAAUCAGAGAUGAAACCCGCUACAUGUUUCCAUUAGUAGCAAGGGAUCUUUUAUAUGCAC